Messenger RNA from Sphaerodactylus townsendi, 2466 nucleotides. RefSeq names its product BUB3 mitotic checkpoint protein (gene BUB3). Gene Ontology annotation, cellular component: mitotic checkpoint complex; bub1-bub3 complex; kinetochore. NCBI's taxonomy places the organism in Eukaryota, Metazoa, Chordata, Lepidosauria, Squamata, Sphaerodactylidae. Gene Ontology annotation, molecular function: ubiquitin binding. The record is from RefSeq and is a predicted model, not a curated record. The coding region runs from base 55 to 1095 and encodes 346 amino acids. Gene Ontology annotation, biological process: mitotic spindle assembly checkpoint signaling. The transcript has 8 exons.
AAGGUGAGCGGUUGGGCCGCGUGGGAGCAUCGGGUGAGCGGUCUGUGGUGCGGCAUGGCUGACCGUGGGUCGCUCUGGCGGGGGCCUGUUCCCUUUGAGCACGGGGCUGAGAGUGGCGCGAUGACUGGGUCAAAUGAAUUUAAAUUGAACCAGCCACCAGAAGAUGGAAUCUCGUCAGUGAAAUUCAGUCCUAACACAUCUCAGUUUCUGCUUGUUUCAUCAUGGGAUACUACAGUUCGAUUGUAUGAUGUCCCAGCCAACUCCAUGAGACUUAAGUAUCAACACACAGGAGCUGUACUUGACUGUGCUUUUUAUGACCCUACACAUGCAUGGAGCGGAGGAUUAGAUCGACAGUUAAAAAUGCAUGACUUGAACACUGAUCAAGAAAAUCUUGUUGGCACCCAUGAUGCUCCUAUCAGAUGUGUGGAAUAUUGUCCAGAGGUGAAUGUAAUGGUAACUGGAAGUUGGGAUCAAACUGUUAAAUUAUGGGAUCCCAGAACACCCUGUAAUGCAGGAACAUUUUCUCAACCAGAAAAGGUGUAUACAUUGUCUGUAUCUGGUGAUAGAUUGAUUGUGGGAACAGCUGGUCGGAGAGUUCUGGUAUGGGACUUGCGGAACAUGGGCUAUGUUCAACAGAGAAGAGAAUCAAGUCUUAAAUAUCAGACCCGUUGUAUCAGAGCAUUUCCCAACAAACAAGGUUAUGUGUUAAGCUCUAUAGAAGGUCGUGUUGCAGUUGAGUAUUUGGAUCCAAGUUUGGAGGUUCAGAAGAAGAAAUAUGCUUUCAAAUGUCACAGACUGAAGGAGAACAACAUUGAGCAGAUUUAUCCAGUAAAUGCCAUCUCGUUUCACAAUGUCCACAAUACAUUUGCUACAGGUGGUUCUGAUGGCUUCGUAAAUAUUUGGGAUCCAUUCAAUAAAAAAAGACUUUGCCAGUUCCACCGCUAUCCUACCAGUAUAGCAUCACUUGCCUUCAGUAAUGAUGGAACUACCCUUGCAAUAGCAUCAUCAUAUAUGUAUGAAAUGGAUGACAUUGAACAUCCUGAAGAUGGUAUCUACAUUCGCCAAGUGACAGAUGCCGAAACAAAACCCAAAUAGAAAGUGUUGUGGCUAUGUCCUUCUGCCUUGGCAUUUUAGAAGUCCUCUCCAAAAUGUGACCUGUCAGCUGUACCUGCAAUCUUGAAAAAAAUUUAAUGUCACAGAAAAUCUGUUAUAAGCAGUCAUAGUGUUGCAAAGCUCUAGCCAUGUUUAAGCCCUGACUUGGAUAGCCCAGGUUAGCCUGAUCUUAUCAGAUCCCAGAAACUAAGCAGGGUUGGUCAUGACUAUUUGGAUGGUACACCAACAAGGAAUAUCAAGGUUGCUAUUCAAAGGACGGCAAUGGCAAACCAUUCAUGUAAGUCUCUUGCCUUGAAAACCCUACUGGGUUGCCACAAGAUGACUGUGAUUUGAUGGUACCUUAUACACACAGCCAUAUCUAAAUCCUAGUUUUGUUUAGGGCUAGAUAUACUUUUCAGUGUUUUAGUUAUAGGCACCACUGACUAUGUUCGCUUAGCUUGGGGGAGGGGGGAUAUAGUAAAAUUCAUGUUUUUAUAUUGUUAAUAUUUGAAUUUACUUCCCACAUUAUACUUUUCGUUAAUGGAAAUACUUAUGCAAUUGAGUUUCAUUGAAAAGAAUGGUAAUAUGAGAAGCAGCCCUUGGUGGACUGGAGACUCUGCCAGAUGACUUUGUCUUCAGCUGUUUCUUUGCUUGCAUUAUGUUUGCUAAUUAUAGGGAUGCUUCACUCUGCUUUCUUAGGAGGUUAAUCUACAAUUAAAUAAUAUUUCCUCUUGGCUGUCCAUUAUUUUUUGAAACAGAUGGUUCAUCAUUUCCUGGGUUGUUAAACACAGCAAGGUUAAGGUUAGACUCUUGGGACUCUGUUAAUUUUGAAUCUUAUUACAGGAUGUAGAAGCAAAACUAAUAAGAAUAGUACUUAAUAUCAUUUUGUGGCUGCAAACAAUUAUUUAUUAGCAAACAAUUGAUCCCAGAAGGGCAGAUUGUUUGAGCUGGUAAUGAACUGAGACAAGGCAGAGCAUCUCUGUAUAUUUGCAAAAUAAUUGUAACGUAAUUGCAAUGCAUUUAGGCAGGCAUCUUUUUGGACUUGUUUCUUCCUUUAAACGGAUUUCUGAAUAUUAUUAUGUCUUUUUGACAUCAGUUGUUUAUGCUUGCCUUUAGCUGCACGCUUAAGAACUCAUACAGAGAUCCAUGGUAGUAGGUUUUUUUUAACAAAAAAACUUUCAGUUGGGAAAGGGGUUUGGGGGAAUUGACACCUUCCCCACAUUUGGAGGGUUUUAGUAUAAUUAUAAUGCCAUAAUCAUGACUUAACUGUUGAGGAAUUUGUAAAGUCAAGGAGGUGGUAAAAAUCUUGUUUUUAUUUUUUUUAAUGUUUAUUGGCAUUUCAAAACUCAAGUGGCUAACUAAAAUAUUGUUUUA